UCUGUGUACAUGGACCCAAGAUUUUGAACAUAGCUUCUACGUUUCAAAGGUGGAUUUUAAUCUUUUUUAUGAGUUGUGAGGCGCCGUCACAAGAUCAGACUGCCGUGAAAUGAGCUCGCGGAAUCCUCGCUGUUGGCAACGCCUCCUCCAGUGUGAAGUGUGUUCUGCACAUUACUCCUAAAUGCUGCUUAUGCCACUUUUAGCUCUGCACGUAUUUUUCGGAAAAUAUGCAUCCCUCGAUUUUUGCUUUGGUCAAAAGCUACAGACUGUUUAAUGUUGACUGAUUUGUUCUGUAUUUGGCCAAAUUUUAAUCACACUCAGCUGUUUAGUUAAAUUUUCAUUCAAGGCAGGUAGCUGUUUGUAGCUGGUAUAUGCCGGAGAUUGUGAGCAAGGCAGGCCUUGGUAGGCUGCACAUUGAAGCACUGAACACGUAGCAAUGGGUCUGUGAUGGCACAUCAGGCAGUUUGUGAAUGGCACAGUAUCCGCUGGUCCGUUCCGUGUGGUUGCAAACCAGGCCUGAUCCAUGACUGAAUAUUAUGAGGAGGGUGGGUUGCUGUAUGAGCACUCACCUCCCAUGCACAUUAAAGUGGAGUCCCCAGAGGGUCCUUUUGGAGGAGGUGUUUCCGAGGAUGGCUUUCCCAGGGAAGAUGAUGACUCUGAAAAUAGCUGUGAUCACAGCAGUGGGCUGCCUGGUAGCCUCCCUUUCAACGUCGUGGUAGUACAUCCCAACAUUGUGGCUCCUGGAGUGUCCUCUGAUGAUCUCAUCCCCACUGAACAAAGCAGAGCGGUUUCAGCAGUGUUGGCCUCAGGAGGGGCAGGCAAAAGGAAGAGUCGAUUUAGUGGUGCUGAGCUGGAGGUGUUGGUGUCAGAGGUGACCCGAUGCGAAGGCGAGCUGUUUGGCCCUGCCGGCCGGCUGCGGCGCCGGGAGAGGGAACGCAUCUGGGCUGGCAUCCUGGAGCGCGUGAACGCCGUGUCCCGCGUCCCACGCACCUUACGAGAAGUAAAGAAGCGCUGGGAUGACCUGAAGAGGCGCAAUGGUGGGAGGCUAGCGGACGCUAGGCACCGCUCGUGCUACCUGCCAUCCAGCAGAGGGACAGCGGUGAUGGGCGGGCCACUUCAGGUGAGCCCCAGGUUUCAGCAGGCCCGCCAAAAGCUGAGUGCACGGGAAAAGGCCAGUUUCACCUGCCUCUCUGACACUGAUCCAGUUACAGGAGGAGACGGCUCGGAAAGAGACGGCUUUGAAAAGGAGGAAGACUCUGGUGAGCAAGAAGGCGAGGAAGGAGACAAGGAUGGUGAGGGUGUAGGUAACAGCAUGGAAGACAAGCUAGGGUUGGGCCUAGGCCUAGGAAUAGUCCCGCCCCCAACAUCAGAGCGCUGGCUGCCCCCUUCACCCCUCUACAGCGCUCCCUUCCUGAAUGGGAGUCCCCAGGCCAGUCCAGAACCAUCCCUUGGAGCUCAUCAAGGCCCACUGGAGCCUCCUCCAUCGCGUAACUCCUGGCUGGAGGAUGAGCUACGGGGGCUCGGGGAGGCAGCGGUGCAGCUGGGGGACCGCCUGGAGCAGAAUCUGCGCGAGUUCGGCGAAGGGUUCCGGCGUGACAUGAGGACCCUGGUGGCCUCGCAGGAGGCCCUCACAAUCAGCCUGCAGCAAAAUAAUGUGCUGCUGCAACGACUGCUGGGCCUUCUCGAGAUGCAGCAUCACUACACCCAGCCUCUGCAGCAACCGAUUGGGCAGCAGCAGCAACAAGAAACCCCGCCCCCACAGUUUUCCCAGCAGCUUGGACAGCCCAUCCCUCAAACCGCCAGCGAGCAAAUAUUAGCACCUGUUACCUCUGUACACCCACGCCCAGAUAUUCUAGACGGCACUUCAAAGCCUGAAUCGUCAACUGAGAUAAAUACGCAAAGACCACGCCGAGGUAGAACAGUAGACCACAGACGAAGGCGUAAACACUAGAUAUGCGAGUUGUCUUCGAUUACAAUAGCUAUUUAUUUCAAAAAUAUUGUUUUAUAUCCUGAUUGUACCACUGACUAACAGCAGUUUGUGCCAUGUCUUAAAAGCUAAAUUUUAUUGUUAUGACUGUUGCAAAAAUUAUAGGCUGUAUGUAAAAAAUUGCAAGUGUUCUAUUUAAAGGGUUAUUCGAUGUCAAGUUGCUGUGGAAUCGAGUGGGCUGCAUUGUGUGGACUCGGCAGUAAAUUGCACCUCUGUCUGGUUGUGAUUCGCUAGUGAAAAUGACUGACUUGUACAUAACACACACCCUCACCAAAUUUAAUUGCUGUGACAGGCAUCAUGAUGUUAUAGUCUGAAAAUCAAAAUCUCAGAGUUCUCUACAAACAUAGAUGGUUCCUUUACAAUCUUGAUUUAACAGAAAGAAUAUGGGGCAUAUAUAGAGGAAUCCUGUUUGGAUUUUUUAUAGAUUUAUAGUAUUCCAUCCAAGUAACAUUUUCACAAAGAUACAAAAUUAUAACUUUGACAUCGCUUUUGUAUCCCUUUGUACAGUGGCUACCAGAUCUAUAUUGGAUAUCAAAACCUCCUUUCUUAAGCUUGUUUGACAUGGAAUGACCCUAACACCAUUAUAUCUAAAUUGAUCUAUGCAUAUUCUUACACAGUAAUUUAUUGACCAUUUAAAUUAACAAUUAGUGUCUUUUGUUAUUUAUGCCUGUGUUCAUUUAAUAAUAGUCAGAAUAAGACACAUUUUAAUGAUCCUAUUGAGGUAAGACAGAAAAUAGCUUUUUGUUCAGAGGCAGGGUUUGAAUGCUUGGUGCUGAAGGUGACAUUGUUUUUAAUUCAUCUACAGCAAAUGAUUUAUAAGGAAUUAAAUUCCCAGGUUAAAGGGAGAAAUUUUUAAACUGAACAAUCACUUCAUGCUGAUAAUCUGUUCUCUGCAUGCGGCGCAAGAUAGCUUCUAUAGAUCGGAGAAAACCUUUUGCAAAGUUUAUACCAUGUAAUAUAGAAGGACCUUUACUGGUAAGUUGUGUCUGGAUAAGAACAUGCAUUAAUGAAAGGGAUCUGUGAAUUUAAUAUGCUUCUUGUUGCUUACAGCACUGUAUUUUAACUGGGGACAUGAAAGAUGAUUAUAUGAAUUGACAAGCAGGUAAAUAUGUACUGAUAUAUAAUAAAAGAAACAUUUUCGACCC
Electrophorus electricus (electric eel) is the source of this 3132-nucleotide messenger RNA. RefSeq lists its product as uncharacterized. The record is from RefSeq and is a predicted model, not a curated record. NCBI's taxonomy places the organism in Eukaryota, Metazoa, Chordata, Actinopteri, Gymnotiformes, Gymnotidae. Gene Ontology annotation, cellular component: nucleus.